Ilex paraguariensis (yerba mate) is the source of this 872-nucleotide messenger RNA. The record is from the annotation of a GenBank genome assembly. NCBI's taxonomy places the organism in Eukaryota, Viridiplantae, Streptophyta, Magnoliopsida, Aquifoliales, Aquifoliaceae.
AUGAAGACAAGAGAGCAGUUAUUAGCAGAAGAAAGAGAUUACAAGCGAAGAAGAAUGUCAUAUCGUGGCAAGAAGAUGAAGCGAACGACGACACAGGUGCUUAGGGAUAUAAUAGCGGAAUACAUGGAGGAAAUCAAGCAGGCAGGUGGGAUUGGUUGCUUAGUCAAAGGAGCUGAAGAGGCAGAAAUGCUUGCAUCUAAGCCUUCUUCUGUGCGUUACAGUUCUAGGGAUUUCAGCGAGCUGAAGGAAAGUCUACCUGAUUCAUCUGAAGUAAGCAGAGAACCGGCACAUGGUUACAGAAAACAGUUGCAUUCUGAAAACAAUAUCCAAUCAACAACAUUCCAGGAUGCGUAUCCUGAAGAUAAGAAGCAACAGGGAAGAGACUCCAAUAUGCACCACAGAAAUCUAGAAGCUCGUAGAAAUAUUGACACGGACAGACAUGAUAGGGAGUACAACUCCAGAAGUCCAGAUGGACGACGAAGUAGUGGCUUCUUGCAUGAGCAAACUAGCAGCCGAGGGCUGCCAGAUAAGGUGGAAGUGUCCAGAAAGUACUUCCCCCGAAGUCCAGUUAGAAAUCAUAGCCGGUCUGUGUCAUAUGAGCGGGAUAGUCAUCGGAGGGAGGGGGUUGAUCAUAAUACAGAGUCUAAAGAUAGAAAACAAAAAAACACAAAGAGGAGUUAUAGAUCAGACUCUGCUAGAUUUCAUGACUUCGAUGACAGAUAUGAUCCUUCUAAAUCUUGUGAUGUGUAUGAGGAUGAUGUCUACUCUUGAAGCAAGUAUUUGUGACAAGAUUGACUGCAGUCAAAUAGGUGUUGAGCAUUCAAUUAAUGGCGUGGUGAUCACUCUAUAAAACUUCGAUUGGUUCUUUCACC